Dromiciops gliroides (monito del monte) is the source of this 1488-nucleotide messenger RNA. It is a transcript of the gene RNF167, whose product is annotated as ring finger protein 167. Bases 287 to 1327 code for a protein of 346 amino acids. Lineage: Eukaryota; Metazoa; Chordata; Mammalia; Microbiotheria; Microbiotheriidae. Gene Ontology annotation, cellular component: cytoplasm; nucleoplasm. The transcript has 10 exons. Gene Ontology annotation, molecular function: ubiquitin protein ligase activity; zinc ion binding. Gene Ontology annotation, biological process: ubiquitin-dependent protein catabolic process; positive regulation of DNA-templated transcription; protein ubiquitination. The record is from RefSeq and is a predicted model, not a curated record.
AUGGGGGUGGGGGGCCGAAAUAAAAGUGCGGGCGGUAGCGCAUAGGCAUUAUUAGCAUUGAGGCCCCAGAGAAAUCAGAGAAAGCGAGGAAAUCUCGUGAGAUCAAGGAAGUCGAGGAAUGACGGGGAAGAUUCUCGCGACAAUUAGCUUUAGUAUUUGAAGGACGAGGGAAGUGAAAAAGCUCUCGCGAGACUUGAAUGAACCUGAGGUAGCGGCGGCGGCGCCAGCAGCCCUGGGAGGGAGUAGAGGACUCCGUCCUCCCCAACCUGCGGCUGCUGCGGCUACCAUGCGCCCUGAGGUCUUCCCGUUCCCUGCGCUUAUGGUCACUGUGCUAUGGGGAAUCACCCCCACUUGGGGGCUCAUCCGAGCCACCAACAACCAAAAUGCCAGCAUGAACUUUGAAGACCUUCCUGCCCUUUUUGGGGCUUCCCUGAGCCAAGAGGGGCUCCAGGGGUUCCUAGUGGAAGCUCACCCUGCCAAUGCCUGUAGUCCUAUAAACCCUCCACCUCUUGCUCCUGCCAAUGGUUCUGCCUUUAUUGCCCUGCUUCGGAGAUAUGACUGCAACUUUGAUCUCAAGGUUCUAAAUGCUCAGAAGGCUGGGUACAGGGCAGCUGUGGUCUACAACGUGAAUUCCAAUGAACUUUUGAACAUGGUGUGGAACAGUGAGGAAAUUCAGCAGCAGAUCUGGAUCCCAUCAGUGUUUGUGGGAGAGACAAGCUCAGAGUAUCUUCGCUCCCUCUUUGUCUACGACAAGGGGGCCCAAGUCUUGCUGGUCCCAGACAACACCUUCCCUUUAGGCUAUUACCUCAUCCCCUUCACUGGGGUUGUGGGCCUGCUGGUUCUGGCCAUGGGAGCUGUGCUGGUAGUGUCUCUCCUCUCCCCCUGCCAGGUAGUUCGAUGUAUACAGCACCGGAAGCGGCUCCAAAGGAACCGACUGAGUAAAGAACAGCUGAAACAGAUUCCCACACAUAACUAUCAGAAGGGUGAUGAAUAUGAUGUCUGUGCCAUCUGCCUGGAAGAAUAUGAGGAUGGGGAUAAGCUGAGGAUACUACCAUGUGCUCAUGCCUAUCACAGCCAUUGUGUGGAUCCCUGGCUCACCCAAACCCGGAAGACUUGUCCAAUCUGCAAGCAGCCAGUUCACCAAGAACCUGGGGAAGAGGAGGAAGAGCAGGAAGCAGAGGAGGAUGGGGACAGUGGAAACCCAGUCUCUGAGCGGACCCCCCUUCUAGGCCCUUCUGCCACCCUACCCCCCUCCUUUGGUGCCCUCUCCCCUACCCUUCCUGAAGAACCUCCUACCUCUUCAGCCCCCUCAGCUCUCCUUGUCUAACCUAAAUUUGCACCUUCCUCCUUUGAGGAUUUCCUAGGCUUAGGUCAGGCCCUUCCCCUUCUAUAUCUAAAAGAUUUUCACUGUUGGGUUAAAUAAAAUUACUGUUUCUGGACCAGGGGUGGGGUCUUUCUCAGGACCCCUUCCCCCACAAACACCCUUAA